AUGCAGGCUUCAUUUCUCGAUCAAUCUAUGGGGAGCUACGCUUUUAUCGAUACAACGGAAGCCCUAGAAGAGAUGCUAAAUGCACUCGAACCGCUACCAGCGACACCAUCUUCACUCUAUAUCGAUCUCGAGGGAGAAAACCUUUCUAGACACGGAAACGUUGCACUUCUUCAGCAGCAUGUACUUCCUACCCUUCGAACAUACCUCAUCGACAUCACGGCUCUUAAGCACGAGGCUUUCAACACUCCCGGGACCAAGGGCCACACGUUCAAGGACAUUCUAGAGUCCGAAACUAUCCCAAAGGUCUUCUUCGACGUCCGGAAUGACUCGGAUGCAUUGUACUCUCACUUCCAGGUCAAGCUCACCGGCGUACAGGACCUCCAACUGAUGGAACUAGCUGCUCGACUGGGCGGACGCAGCAAGAAAUGCGUCAACGGUCUCACUCGAAGCAUCGAGAACGAUGCACUCUUGACGCCCAUUGAGAAGGCCUCCUGGAAGUCAGCUAAGGAGAGGGGAUUGACACUCUUCGCCCCCCAGCGCGGUGGUAGUUACAGAGUAUUCAGCGAUCGCCCACUUGCCGAGGCAAUUCGGAUCUAUUGUGUUCAGGACGUACAGUUCCUCCCUCGGCUCUGGGCUCAUUAUGCACUGCGGCUCACACCGACAUGGAACAACAGAGUGCAACAGGCCAGUGCAGACCGGGUGGCUCAGUCCCAGACUCCGGGUUUCAAUGGCAAAGGGCGGCAUAUGGCACUGGCACCAGCUGGUUGGUGGUAG
Anthostomella pinea is the source of this 774-nucleotide messenger RNA. The record is from the annotation of a GenBank genome assembly. NCBI's taxonomy places the organism in Eukaryota, Fungi, Ascomycota, Sordariomycetes, Xylariales, Xylariaceae.